Nicotiana tabacum (common tobacco) is the source of this 1932-nucleotide messenger RNA. The record is from RefSeq and is a predicted model, not a curated record. Lineage: Eukaryota; Viridiplantae; Streptophyta; Magnoliopsida; Solanales; Solanaceae.
UUAUCCAUCUCUUACAUCUUUGAGAAACCUUGUAAUCAUGAUUAAGUCCUUAUAGUUUGUCAUAUUGGUGCUUUUCUCUUCAGAAUAUCCUUCCGCUGAGUACAUAUGUGAUACAUUUAUCAGAAUUUCACGAUACUUGAAUUCCUCUCAUUGCAAUAUUUUAUUUUUGUUGCAUAAUUAGGGAAAAAUAAUCAUAAUCCUUAUAUAUAACAGUUUUUAUAACGUCCAAGACUUCUUAGUUUUAGUGCUUUUAUGCUGCUAUAAAUACCUACACAUCAGUAAUGCAAGAUAAAAGGAUGAAAAAUAGAAAACUUAAUACCUUAAUAUUAUACUAGUUAGUUUCCCUUUCUGUCAAAUGUACAAAUGUCAUGAAGUAACUACUGCAUGAAUUAUUUCAACUUCCGGAAUAUACAUAUGUUGAAUUGUAUAGGUUCUGGUCCAAGCAUCGUUAUUUAUCAAGUACCUUGACAGAGCAAUUCUAGGACUGCUAUGUCCUGCGGCACCAAUGUCCGAGAAGAACUAGGGGAAAUUUAUAAUGACCACAACAGUAAAGACGGAAUAAGCAUAAACUUUUGAUCCCAUAUGUUGAUAAUAAUUAUGUCUCGCAAAGGUUUUUGCUAUCUUGAGGGAUCACAGUUCUUUCUUAGUAUUUGGUUGGUGAUCUUUGUUUUUAACUUGAUUUCUAGAUCAGUAAUUUUUUUUCUUUAGCUAGGCUAGAAGAUCCUUCUCAUUCCUUUUAGAUAUUUGGAGCUAUUCUUUUUUUUUUUUUUCCAAAUAAGAUCGAUAAUAUUUGGAGUUCCCUUUAUCUUUCUUGAGCCGAGGAUCUACUAUACUGGGUAAGUUGUUGUUGUUGUCGUUAUCAAUAUCUUGUGUUAUUUUUCAUUUGAUCUUUUCAAACAGAAACUAUUUCAAUGGGACACUGCAAUUGAAGGUGCCAUAAAGGAUAAGUUUAUGAGCAAAUGUGCAGAACGAUACACGGGUAUGUUAUCUGAAGCAAGAGCUUGUGAGAAGAAGCGCAAACAUAUUCCAGUAUCUAUUUGGGAGAGCUGGAAGCCUCACUGGGAGACUGAGGCUUUUAAAGCCAAGUCUGCACAAUGCUCAAGGAAUCGACUAAGUGAAAAAGGUGGUGAAGGGUCUGGUCCCUCACGCCAUACAUGAGGCUCCAGAUCUCACCGAGAACAUGCAAGACUACUGGCAUAUUCAUUUUUCUUUAGCCAAGUUAGAAUAUCUCCAAAGCUAGUGAUUAUGUAUUAAUAUAGUGAACUUGAUUUUCAAUUUUAGGCUAAAGAACUAGGAAGACCAGCUCAUCCACAUGAGCUUAUGAAGAAGACACAUGUCAAGGCGAACAAGGAGUUUGUGGACCAGAAAUCUAAGAGCACAUAUGAUGCCAUAAUGUCUAAAAUUGCGUCUGCGUCUCAGCCUGAAGAUGGGUCCAGUGAGCCUCUUGAAGUUGAUUACUCACAAAUUUAUUUGGAGGAAGUCGGUGUUAAGAAGACGCGCAUUUAUGGUCUUGGUUCUCAAGCUCCUUUCUAUGGGGAUGUUGGUGCAUCCUCUAGUUCGAUAUCUCCACUUCAAGAUAUAGACUUUAAUGCUCGGGUGAAUGAAUGUGUCGGGCAUCGUUUGCAAGAAAUUAAGGAAGAGAUGAAGCAUGAGAUGAGAUUAGAGAUCAGAGAAGAGAUUAGACAAGAAAUGAGAGAAGAAAUGCGAGAAGAAUUGCGUGAAGAAAUGAGACACGAAAUGCAACAAGAGGUGCGUGAGCAAGUUGAUCAACUACUCCAAAAUCGUCUGUCGGUCCUCAUCGGUGGCUUACCUACACCGCCUUCUCGUAGACAUGACUCGUCGUCAAAUGACACGAUUUAUGGCAUGUUAGACACGUCUUGGAUUCUUGAAUUCUGCUUUCAACUUCAUGAUAGAUGUUAUUAUUAUUUUUAA